CAGUUUUAGACAUAAAGUUUCCCUUUUUCUUUUCUAAAUUGAUAUUGUGUUUAUUAAAUUACUACUAAAAGUGACCAGAAAAUGUAAAAUCCCCCAAAUUGAACAGCUUUAUUAUAAACCCUUGAAUGCCACAGAUAAUCAGGAUGAGAGGGGCAAGUGAACUAAAUUCAAAAUUGAUUGACUGGUUCAUAUUAAAAAAAAAAUGGCCCUGACAUUAACCAGUUGGUUAGCUCUCCACUGAUGAGUGCAAAGGUGGAUGUGACAUCACUGGCAGAGGAUGUGCUUGGGCCUUAGAGUUGCAGUUGAGUUGGAAUGUGAUAUUGAAUAGCAGUUAUUAACAUUUGUCAAAGCACCAUUUUGAAGAGAGGAUGCUAUGCAAUAGGAAGGGAAUACUGCAACAGAAAAGGAUGGAGCUGGGAACAGAGAGGGAGCAUCCCAUAUUAUUUGUUCAACAUCUCAUCUGUACUUGAAUGAAGAAUUUUGAUGGUGCCUGAAGGAAAGGUGGUAGUUCUGUCUUUUAGAUAUAUAGACUUGGAAAGUGACAACUUGUGCAGAUAUGACUUUGUGGAUGUUUACAAUGGUCAUGCCAAUGGACAACGCCUGGGCAGGUUCUGUGGUACUUUCAAACCAGGUGCCCUUGUGGCCAAUGGCAAUAAGAUGUUGGUACAAAUGAUUUCAGAUGCCAAUACAGCUGGAAAUGGAUUCAUUGCUAUGUUUUCUGCAGCAGAACCACAUGAAAGAGGGGAUCAGUACUGUGGUGGACGACUAGACAAGCCUUCUGGGUCCUUUAAAACUCCUAAUUGGCCAGAUCGCGAUUACCCAGCAGGAGUCACUUGCUCAUGGCAUAUUGUAGCCCCAAAGAAUCAGGUCAUAGAGUUAAAGUUUGAGAAGUUUGAUGUGGAGAGAGAUAACUACUGCAGAUAUGAUUUUGUGGCAGUGUUUAAUGGUGGGGAAAUCAAUGAUGCUAAAAGAAUUGGGAAAUACUGUGGAGACAGUCCACCUGCGCCCAUUAUAUCUGAACGAAAUGAGUUGCUCAUUCAGUUCUUGUCUGAUUUAAGUUUAACUGCUGAUGGCUUUAUUGGUCACUAUAAAUUCAGAGCCAAAAAGUUACCCACAACCACAGUUCCAGCUACGACCACUCCCCCUGCAACAGCAACUUUGAAACCUACAGUUGCCAUUUGCCAGCAAAAAUGUAGAAGGAAUGGGACUCUUGAGAGCAAUUACUGUUCAAGUAACUUUGUAAUAACGGGAACUGUUAUCACAGCAGUCACGCGGGGCGGCAGCUUACAUGCAACAAUAUCAAUCAUAAAUGUAUAUAAGGAAGGAAAUUUAGCAAUCCAGCAAGCAGGCAAGAAUAUGAGUGCCAAGAUCAUUGUUGUUUGUAAGCAGUGCCCUCUCAUCAGGAGAGGUCUAAACUACAUCAUCAUGGGCCAGCUAGAAGAAGAUGGCAGAGGUAAAGUCCUGCCCAGCAACUUUAUCAUGAGUUUCAAGACUAAGAACCAAAAGAUCCUGAACACCUUGAAAAACAAACGAUGUUAAAAUGUGAAUCCUGUACUUGCAUUCUGUCAUCGCUGUGUGAGGAACAAUUUCCAAACAGUAAAAAAUCAGGAAGAUAAAAUUGACCAUAACCAAAAAGAUCUUGUCAGUCUACUGUCCCUUACAUAUAACCAUGUAACUGGCACUGUCAAUUACAUAAAUAUAUAGAGGAGAAUAGAUCCCUAAUUUUAAACUGCAAGAUUUGCAGCAUAGCCAUCUGAUCUGAAGCAUACCAAAUUCUGACUCCUUUGAAGCUGUUAAUUUAUACUUGUCUCAGAAGGAUUUUUUUAGGAAUGAGUUAUGUGCAGAUGUAAAAUAAGAAUAAGUGCAAUAUUUAUAGUAAUUCAUUUUAACUUAGCUUUUUCUUCUAAAGUUGUUUUAUUAUAUGGGUUCUUGCAUUAUUAUCUAUGCUUAAUAAAAUAUUUUAAAACCUCACAAUA
Trachemys scripta elegans is the source of this 1976-nucleotide messenger RNA. RefSeq names its product procollagen C-endopeptidase enhancer 2 (gene PCOLCE2). The record is from RefSeq and is a predicted model, not a curated record. Bases 484 to 1539 code for a protein of 351 amino acids. NCBI's taxonomy places the organism in Eukaryota, Metazoa, Chordata, Testudines, Emydidae. Gene Ontology annotation, molecular function: protein binding. The transcript has 8 exons.